This is a messenger RNA of Dichomitus squalens LYAD-421 SS1, 1668 nucleotides long. RefSeq names its product high affinity methionine permease. The record is from RefSeq and is a predicted model, not a curated record. Gene Ontology annotation, cellular component: membrane. Gene Ontology annotation, biological process: amino acid transmembrane transport. The transcript has 16 exons. NCBI's taxonomy places the organism in Eukaryota, Fungi, Basidiomycota, Agaricomycetes, Polyporales, Polyporaceae. Bases 1 to 1668 code for a protein of 555 amino acids. Gene Ontology annotation, molecular function: L-amino acid transmembrane transporter activity.
AUGCCAUCCCUUUGGAAGUUUCCGCCUACCUUCAAGGGCCGUAAAAGCUCGGAAAAUGUGGAGGCGGCAAUAUUCGACGAGCAGGUGGAUGUGAAAGUGGAGAAGUCGGCAAGCGAUUGCGAUGUGCAAGAACUUGGGGCAGAUUCCGUCGCUGAGGCUGACACGGAAGUGAACCCGGCCGGAUUGUCUCUGGAGGAAGAUGCGGCUGGCGGUAUGGGUCGCCAUCUUGGCAUCUUCAGCUGCACACUCCUAAUUGUGGGACGGAUCAUCGGAACCGCCGUCUUCUCCACUCCUUCGACUAUCUUGGGUUCAGUGGGUUCAGUCGGAGCAUCGCUGAUGCUAUGGGUUCUCGGGUUCAUAAUGUCAUUCUGUGGCCUCUUCAUUUGGCUUGAGUUCGGCAUGAUGUUUCCGCGCUCCGGUGGAGAAAAGGUCUACCUCGAGGCAGUGUACAAAAAACCAAAGUACCUCGCCACUGUCCUCUUCGCUGCCAAUGCCAUUUUGCUUGGAUUUACUGCAUCUAGCUGUAUUGUCUUUGCACAGAAUAUUCUUGAGGCUGCAGGGCGUACGGCCGACAGAUGGGUUACUCGUGGUAUCUCGAUCGGAGUCAUUGUGUUCGUGACUGUCCUCCAAGGACUUUUCCCCAAGCUCGGUCUGUGGGUAAUGAAUGGUGUAACCGUCUUCAAGAUUGUUAUCCUCCUGUUCAUUGUUGUGUCGGGUUGGGCCGUCGUUGCCGGAAACACUUCGGUGACGGACCCGCACGCGAACUUUCGUAACGUAUUUGCGGGAAGUUCACACAGCAGUAACGAUUACGCAACGGCUAUGUUCAAAGUACUCAACGCUUACAACGGAUGGUCAAAUGUCAACUACGUCUUGAAUAACGUAAAGGACCCCAUCCGGACGCUCAAAAUCGCCGGCCCUCUCGGUCUCGGUAUCUCAACCAUACUUCUCCUCUUGGCAAACGUAGCAUACUUCGCGGCUGCCACCAAAGAAGAGAUCAUCAACACCGGCGUAACGGUGGCGUCUCUCUUCUUCCACAACGUGUUCGGCGCAGAAGCACAGAAAGCCCUGACUGUGUUCGUUGCGUUGAGGUGGUGCUUUGGGUCCUUUGCAGCUGCCCGCAUCAAUCAGGAGCUUGCGAAGGAUGGUAUUCCCCUCCCCUUCGGUAACAAGUUUUGGGCCUCAAACUGGCCAACCGGAAAAUCGCCUCUUCCAGGACUCCUCGUCCACAUGAUUCCCUCGAUCAUCAUCAUACUUGGGCCCCCGCCCGCGGUCGCAUACCCCUUCAUCAUCGAUGUGGAAGGAUACCCCCAGCAAAUCAUCAACUCCGCCGUCGUGAUUGGCCUCUUCUGGCUGCGAUACCACAAGCCUGAUCUUCCGCGCCCUUUCAAGGUCUGGCUGCCCUUUGCGGCGUUCUUUUUGGUCGCGUCCAUCUUCCUGAUCAUCGCGCCCUUCCUUCGCCCCACCAACGGCAUCGGAGACACCCCUCCUCUCCCUUACUACUUGUACUGUCUUGUCGGGAUCGGGGUCCUUGCCCUCGGUGUCCUCUACUGGACGGCCUGGCGCAUCGUACCCGGAUGGCUCGGCUACCAGCUUGUCCCAAGGAAGGAGAAGCUCAGCGAUGGCACGGUCGUCGCGGUGUUUGCGCUCAAGAAAGAGAAAGCGGAUUAG